GUAAUGGAGUGUUUUAUUAGUUAUAGUUGUAGUUAUUCACUGCUAGGUCAUUCUGAGAUUCAAUUUUAAAACAAACAAACAUUGAGCAUGGUUAAGCAUAGACCCCCUUAAUUGACCGAAUACAUGACUACCUCAAAGCUCUGUAGUCAUAUCUUGUAGGUUGGUUCUCCCAUAAUUUGGCUUAAUCCGAGUUCCAACAAUAUCACUUGAUUAAAUAAAUCAAAUAAAAUUGCUUCAAUCUAUCAUUCCAGGAUAUACCUGGUAAAUCACUUAUUCGAGCAAGAAUGGAACAUUUAGACUCCCUCCUCCUUGACUCCAGAUACGAAAAACAAAAAAGUUCCCUACAAAUAGAACUCGAAAAUUUUUUACUAAAAUUCCACCCUCCAAAAGACCUUCAAUCAGCCACACCCAUGGAUGUGAGGGUUUUCAUAGUCAGCAAAGACCACAAGGGUAAAACUGUUACCCAUCUACCAUCGUGUAACAAUGAAUCAGACUGUAAUUGCCCCAAAUCCCUGUCAGCGGGUUCCGUGGAUAGUUUAAUUGGUAAAAUUCGAGCUAUCUUCCGAGAUAAUGGUAGAGACAUUGACAAUCCAGCUGCAUCCCCUAUAAUCAAAUCACACCUUAAGGCAGUGAGGUUAGAACAAUCAAAAGCAGGAGUGUUACCUAAAAAGGCAAUUCAAGUUCAAUUCCACAAAUUAAACAAGAUAGUGCAUCAUAUUAGAUACAAAUUGAAUAACCCCAGGCUCUCUACCUUACAAAAAUACGUCCUUUUGAGAGAUGUGACUUUCUUCAUAAUUAUUGCUCAGUCAGGCGACAGGGCUGGGGAUCUGGGACAGUUAAGACUUAACAACAUCAUAGUGGCUCCAGAUGAAUCGAUAAUUCAAAUUACUCUUACAAUGGGCAAAACCACCAAAGUAAAUUCUCCAAGAGUCAUGAUCUUACCUAAAUCAGAUGGCCCUUUCUGCCCAGUAAGCGCAUUUAAAACAUACAAUUCAUUUCUCAAUGAAAAAAACUUACAACAAACCGGAUAUUGCUUCAAACCACUCCUACCAGAUAAUAAAUCAUUAUCGCUUGACCGUCCAUUCUCAUCUUCCUUGGCCAACGACAGAUUAAAGUCUUACCUCACGCACUUAAAACUAUGGCAAGGGGAAUCAUCACAUGGAAUCCGGCGCAACGUAGCAUCCACCUUGAUGCUUUUGGGGGUUUCCAAUGAGGGAAUAAAAGCACACAUAGGCAUCAACAUGGACAGUGUAUUAAGAACUUAUAUAGCUCCAGCCCAUUCCAAACUACAAUUAUCCACCUCAAAAAGUUUAUCUGAUAACAUGGCGAAACUAAGUAAAUAA
Owenia fusiformis is the source of this 1343-nucleotide messenger RNA. The record is from the annotation of a GenBank genome assembly. NCBI's taxonomy places the organism in Eukaryota, Metazoa, Annelida, Polychaeta, Sabellida, Oweniidae.